CUGUAAGUACACGGCUCCUGUACAGUCUGCAGGUGGAGGUAUAUACGGUUGUGGUGACAUCAGGAGCGCUGGGGGAGGGGACAUUACUAUUAACCCCUUCAGGUUUCUCCAAUCCAGGAUCCUCUGCUGAUAUCUUCUAUAUAAGAGAAUUCUCCUGGAUGACCCAUCAACCAUGGAGAGAGACAGGAACAAGAUGGCCGAUAGGAUCAUAAACCUCACCCUACAGAUACUCUUCCGGCUUACUGGAGAGGAUUACACAGUAGUGAAGAAGUCCUCUAGUGGGCGCUGUCGGCCCCCUGUGUGUGAAGGAUGGGGAGGAACCCUGAGCCCAAUCCCGGGGCCCCCACCUCACUCCCUGAUACAUGAGGAAAUGGAUGAACAGAAGAUCCGAGAACUCAUCAACAAGAUGAUGGAGCUGCUGACUGGAGAGGUUCCUAUAAGGUGUCAGGACGUGGCGGUCUAUUUCUCCAUGGAGGAGUGGGAGUAUGUAGAAGGACACAAGGAUCAGUACAAGGAUCAGGUCAUGAUGGAGGAUCAGCAGCCCCUCACAUCACCAGUCAGACCCAGUAAGAGAACAGCACCAGAGAGGUGUCCCCGUCCUCUUGAUGAGCAGAAUAUGGAGGACAUUACUACAGGGAAUGAUCUGAUCUAUAUUAAUGCUACAGACAUAAAGGAAAAAGGAGAGACGGAUGUGAGCGGUGAUGAGAAGUAUAAGAAAGACAUUCCUACAGGUAAACGGCCAGAUUCUUGUAGCAGGAGAUCAGAGGAGAAUCUUAUAUCUUCAGAUUAUAAAGCAGAUGAUGAUAUCACACAAGAUACAUAUGAAGAACAUUCCAUUAUCCCAGAUACACCCUCAGCCCUUCACAGCCAAGAUCUGUCAUCUCCUCCUUAUAUACAGGUCCUGUCUUCUCAGUCAUCACAGGAUGUUCAGCAAAAAAAAGAGAAGCCAUUUUCAUGUCCACAAUGUGAGAAAUGUUUUACUUGGAAACCAGACCUUGUUAGACAUCAAAGAACUCACACAGGAGAGAAACCAUUUUCAUGCUCAGAAUGUGGAAAAUGUUUUACUCAGAAAUCAGACCUUGUUAAACAUCAAAGAACUCACACAGGAGAGAAGCCCUUUUCAUGUGCAGAAUGUGGGAAAUGUUUUGCUGAUCAAUCAAGUUUUAUUCAGCAUCAAAGAACUCACACAGGGGAGAAGCCAUUUUCAUGUGCAGAAUGUGGGAAAUGUUUUACUUUUAAAUCAGGUCUUGUUGUACAUCAAAGAACUCACACAGGAGAGAAGCCAUUUUCAUGUUCAGAAUGUGGGAAAUGUUUUACUGAGAAAUCAGGUCUUGUUUUACAUCAAAGAACUCACAUAGGGGAGAAGCCAUUUUCAUGCUCAGAAUGUGGGAAAUGUUUUACUUUUAAAUCAGGUCUUGUUGUACAUCAAAGAACUCACACAGGGGAGAAGCCAUUUUCAUGCUCAGAAUGUGGGAAAUGUUUUACUUUUAAAUCACAUCUUGUUGUACAUCAAAGAACUCACACAGGGGAGAAGCCAUUUCCAUGUUCAGAAUGUGUAAAAUGUUUUACUCAGAAAUCAGACCUUGUUGUACAUCAAAGAACUCACACAGGGGAGAAGCCAUUUUCAUGUUCAGAAUGUGGGAAAUGUUUUGCUCAGAAAUCAGAUCUUGUUAAACAUCAAAGAACUCACACAGGGGAGAAGCCAUUAUCAUGCUCAGAAUGUGGUAAAUGUUUUACUUUUAAAUCACAUCUUGUUGUACAUCAAAGAACUCACACAGGGGAGAAGCCAUUUUCAUGCUUAGAAUGUGGGAAAUGUUUUACUUCUAAAUCACAUCUUGUUGUACAUCAAAGAACUCACACAGGGGAAAGGCCAGUUUCAUGCUCAAAAUGUGGGAAAUGUUUUACUCAGAAAUCAGAUCUUGUUAGACAUCAAAGAACUCACACAGGAGAGAAGUCAUUUCAGAGCAAUAAAUGAUGCUGAUAACACAUCUAUAUAUUAUCCAUGUACAUAGGACAGAUGACAGUAAUACAUAUAUAUAUAUAUAUAUAUAUAUUUAUAUAAUAUACAGUCAUGGCCGUAAA
Molecule: messenger RNA, 2082 nt
Organism: Hyla sarda
Lineage: Eukaryota; Metazoa; Chordata; Amphibia; Anura; Hylidae
Product: oocyte zinc finger protein XlCOF22-like
Exons: 6
Coding region: 173-1975 (600 amino acids)
Biological process (GO): regulation of DNA-templated transcription
Cellular component (GO): nucleus
Source: RefSeq, a predicted model, not a curated record